Molecule: messenger RNA, 2102 nt
Organism: Aspergillus pseudotamarii
Lineage: Eukaryota; Fungi; Ascomycota; Eurotiomycetes; Eurotiales; Aspergillaceae
Exons: 3
Coding region: 316-2037 (573 amino acids)
Source: RefSeq, a predicted model, not a curated record
AUACUUGAACCAGAAGCCUAUCUCUAAAAGCGGGGCAUUCUUGAUCCUCCUCAUAUCUUCCUUCGCCUUCACAAGUUGUAUUUCAUGAUCACUGACCGCUCGUGAGAGGCAUUACUCCCACCCUUGACAGUUCCUGCCUUCAUCCGACCGUUCAAAUCUUUCCUGGUCCUGACAUUGUAAUUAUCAACAUGAUAAAUAACAUUAAUGAUGUUUCCACUGCGAUUGAGAUCUUGAUUCGCUUUAUACGUCUAUAUGACAAGGUGGUUGCAGAAAAUUUCAGCCUUUUGCUGAAUCCAAUUACACGCGGCGAUAUUAAUGGUGGAUUACUGGUACUUAAGAGGCAUUUGUGUCAAGCAACCGACCACGAGGAGACCACUAACGAAGAGACGGCCACCGAAGAGACUGCCAACGAAGAGACUGCCACCGAAGAGACGNGCCACCGAAGAGACUGCCACCGAAGAGACUGCCACCGAAGAGACUGCCAACGAAGAGACCACCGAAGAGACCACCGAAGAGACCAACAUUCAAAAAGUCCUCCAAGAUCCAGAUUCAAAAUUGAUUUAUGAGUCCUUUCGUCAUGAUUUUGAAAGUAGUGCGACACAGUUCAUAGCCACCUAUAGCGCAAACCCAGAACACUUCUGGAAUAAACUGCCCUUGCUCAGUGAUGGACAUAUCGUCAGCCAGUUGUUGAAAGUGCUUGACCACCAUUCGGAAAUGAGUGACUUGGCCCAGAGGCUGCUUGAGAUUAAAUUACACGAACAAGUUCAAUUGCUUGAGAAUGCAUUUGUAGAGUCAAAUAGCACUCCGCGAAAGGGUGAGACAAUCAGAAGUGUGGCUCUCCAACGUGUGCUAGGUCACAAAGCUUCUCGGGCAGAAGACUUCAAAGUUGAUCGCGGGAAGAAGCUGUCACAUUUUGAGCUCAUCGAUAUAUUCCGGAUUUCAAAGCCUCAUUGGACUAAAUGGCGUAAGAUCAAACUUUUUAAGGUCCAUAUGAUAUGUAAAGCUUUAAGGCCUGUUCAAGCAGAGUGGGCCAAAGACCUCGCUGAUGUUCUGUCGAAAAUCUACAAGCAAAUACCUUCACAGACUCUGUUCACAUCCAAAACGAGAGAGGAAGAAGCACAAACUCCAGAUUCUGAAGUGGAGAAUUCCAAUCUGCCCAUGUCGAGUUUCUCAACAUCAGCCGACCAAGUUGACAGCCAGGCAGAUGGUCUCGAGAAGAGGAACAAUGGAACAAUACAUAAGGAACAAAAUAUGAGUUCCGCAGAAGCGAUUAUUUCCAAUAAGCGAUCAGCGUGUGACCUCUAUCCGCUAGCUGCGAAAAGACAAUGUCUCACCCAGGUAGCGCUCCCUUCACAAGGCCACGUAUCGGAAUCAGGCCCUCGGAAAAAUCGGACAGUGCAACCUAGCAACGACAAUUCCGCGCGCCCUGGUAUGCUAGAUGUUAGCCCUUUACGUGACUUUGGCUCUCAAUCGAACCCAGCAAUAGAAUACCAGACUUUUGGAUGUCCACGGUCCGAUAAUUCUGCAGCUAUCAAUAUUAGUUCAAGAAAUCAAUUGCGGAACUCGAUUAGCCGAGCAUUAACUGGAACUCCGCUACUGCAUGGAACAACUAUGUCUCAAAAACAGAUUCAAUUCUUCGAAGCCCAAACCAGGUCCCGUCAAUCCAGUCUUGCACCAGUAGUCGGCAAUUCCAUCUAUACUGAUGGUUACAACACUGGUCCCGACUCAAUAGACGCAAUAAUUGCUUCUGCCGAACCUCGAAUUUCCUGGCCUACGGGCAUGGACAGUUACGAUACUGAUACCGACCCAAUAGACGCGAUAAUUGCUUCUGCCGAACCUCGAGUUUCCUGGCCUACGGGCAUGGACAGUUACAACACUGAUACCGGCCCAAUAGACGCGAUAAUUGCUUCUGCCGAACCUCGAGUUUCCUGGCCUACAAUAGACAAUAUAGCCUCAAUCGAACAUGGAGCAUACCAAUGGUCUCCGCCAAAUAUCUCAAACAAUGUCUUAGAUCAACAUCCUGUCGCAGCGACAUAGGUAUGGAAACCAGAUAUCCAUAUUAGGUUGUCCGUACCGAGGAGUAAUAUGGGCAUCAUGGAUGU